AUGCGCAUUGUCAGUGGCAUCACCGCCACCCUAGGCCUUGCUGGUGCGGUGUCCGCAAACCUACACCCUCGCUCUCAAGAAACCCGCGACUUCUUCGCCCUCCACCUUGACGAUACCACCUCUCCCUCCCACAUCGCACAGGUCCUAGGCGCACGCCACGAGGGCCAGAUUGGCCAACUGGAUGGCCACCACACUUUCUCGUUACCGCGGGAACAGACGGCUCAGUUUGACACCUUGUUGAAUGAUUUAAAGACCAGGCGAAAGCUCCGGCGGCGCUCCGACGGUGGACUCGAUUCGCGCGGGACAAGUGAUGAUCCCCUAGACAAGAUCCUGUGGUCGCAUAAGAUUGCUCCAGCAAGACAACGAUUGCAGAAACGACUUCCGCCGGUCUCCGUACCCUACAAGACGCUGGACAAGAGGGAAAAUGCGCAGGCCGUUGCUUUCCAAAAGAAUGCCAUGUCAUCUCUAGGGAUCACUGACCCGAUCUUCAGAGAACAAUGGCACCUUGUCAACACAUUGCAGCCCGGGCACGACCUCAAUGUGACAGGAUUGUGGUUGGAGGGGAUAACCGGCAAGGGCGUCGCCACUGCAGUUGUCGACGAUGGGCUGGACAUGGAUAGCAACGAUCUCAAGCCCAACUACCUCCCAGAGGGCUCCUGGGAUUUCAACGAGGGACUCCCGGAACCCCGCCCUCUUCUGCUUGACGAUAAGCAUGGUACUCGAUGCUGCGGCGAGAUCGCGGCGGCAAAGAACGAUGUUUGUGGAGUUGGUGUUGCGUACGAUAGCAAGAUAGCCGGCAUCCGCAUCUUGUCCAAGCCUAUCGACGAUGUCGAUGAAGCGGCAGCUAUCAACUACGCCUACCAAAUGAAUGACAUUUAUUCAUGUUCAUGGGGCCCCAUCGACGAUGGUGCUACUAUGGAUGCGCCUGGAAUCUUGAUCAAGCGAGCCAUGGCCAACGGUAUCCAAAAGGGUAGAGCGGGUAGAGGCUCUGUCUAUGUCUUUGCCGCCGGUAACGGUGCGGCCUCUGGGGAUAACUGCAACUUCGAUGGGUAUACCAACAGUAUCUACAGUAUUACAGUCGGUGCCAUUGACCGGGAAGGGAAUCACCCGACUUACUCCGAGUCAUGCUCGGCCCAACUUGUGGUCGCAUACAGUAGCGGCUCCGGUGAUUAUAUUCACACUACCGACGUGGGUGCUAACAAGUGCUUCGCUGCACAUGGUGGCACCUCUGCGGCAGGUCCGCUGGCCGCAGGCAGCGUGGCUCUCGCGCUCAGCGCACGCCCGGAGCUGACCUGGCGUGAUUUACAAUACUUGAUGGUGGAGACGGCGGUCCCCGUGAGCGAGAACGACGGUAGCUGGCAGACCCUGCCCUCUGGCCGCAAGUUCAGCCAUGACUGGGGUUUCGGAAAGGUCGAUACAUAUACCAUGGUCCAGCUUGCUAAGACUUGGGAUCUCGUGAAGCCUCAAGCGUGGUUCCACUCGCCAUGGCUGCGAGUGCAUCAAGACAUUCCCCAGGGUGAUCGGGGUCUGCUCAGUCGUUAUACAGUAACUGCUGAUCAAUUGAAGGAGGCCAACGUCGCCAAAUUGGAACAUGUCACUGUGACUAUGAAUGUCAACCACACCCGCCGCGGUGAUAUCAGCGUUGAGCUGCGCAGCCCUACUGGAAUCGUCAGCUACCUGAGUGUUGCCCGCAGAAAGGAUGACAUGCCGGUUGGGUAUGAGGAUUGGACUUUCAUGUCUGUUGCUCAUUGGGGUGAAUCUCCUAUUGGCGAGUGGUCUAUCAUCGUGAAAGACUCCGAAGUCAAUGAAUUCUCCGGCACAUUCAUUGAUUGGCGACUCAAUCUGUGGGGUGAGGCCGCCGACGGAGCUAAACAAAAGCUUCACCCCUUGCCCGAUGAGCAUGACGACGACCAUCCUUACGAGGAUGCUCCUGUAGCCACGACUAGCAUUACGUCGGCCCCAACAAAGACCGGAGCCCCUGCCAACCCAGAUGACCAUCAUGAUCGGCCUGUGAACGCGAAGCCAAAGCCAACGGCCACAAAUCCCACGCCAGUUGAAGAUGAGAAGAAGCCCACCAACACUACCAUUGGUGAAGCUGAAACCCCCUCCCCUUCCUCCGCCGGAGCAGGCUAUAUAUCCUCUUGGCUUCCUACUUUUGGUGCUUCGAAGCGUACUCAAGUUUGGAUUUAUGCAUCAUUGGUCAUGAUCAUUACCUUCUUCAUUGGAUUGGGUGUCUACUUCCAGCUGCAGAGAAUCAAGCGUCGUCGCACCACUGCUCACGACGACUACGAGUUUGAAAUGAUUGAGGAUGAGGAUGAGAUGCAACCGAUGACUGGAGCAUCUGGUCGAACACAGCGUCGUGGCGGUGAACUGUAUAAUGCAUUUGCUGGAGAGAGUGACGAGGAAAUGUUCAGUGAUGAUGAUGAUGAACCGUAUCGUGAUGGGUUGGCCAAUACCCAGGAAAAGGAUGGUGAAGAUGGAACCUCACAUGGUGACCCCCAUCAGGAAAAACCUUAA
Messenger RNA from Penicillium samsonianum, 2517 nucleotides. It is a transcript of the gene kexB, whose product is annotated as kexin kexB. Gene Ontology annotation, molecular function: serine-type endopeptidase activity. NCBI's taxonomy places the organism in Eukaryota, Fungi, Ascomycota, Eurotiomycetes, Eurotiales, Aspergillaceae. The record is from RefSeq and is a predicted model, not a curated record. Bases 1 to 2517 code for a protein of 838 amino acids. Gene Ontology annotation, biological process: protein processing. The transcript has 2 exons. Gene Ontology annotation, cellular component: trans-Golgi network; Golgi membrane.